UUUUGCUCCUUCUCCUGCUUCUCCUCCUCCUCCUUCUUCGUUUUCUUCUUCCUCCUCCCGAGAUUCCCUCUGUAUCAUUCCACUUUUCCGCGCCUAUCUGGAACAGAGAGCCGGCUUGGUUGAGAUUUCUGAACGUGCUGCAUCGCGCCCCCGCCUCCCCACCCCGGGUGGCGUGGAAACAGCCCUGAUUGCAUACUCUGCAUAUCGCAGACUGUAAGCGCGAGCUGGCUCGCCUGCUUUCGCCCGCUCUCGCUCUCUCUCUCUCUCACUCCCUCUUCUCCCUCUCCCCUCUCCCUUGUAUGUGUCUCUCUUGUAGGACUGGCUAUGGCCACCACUACUUCCGGGUUCCGUCAUUUCAUUCUCCCGCCGAUCAGCGCCGCAAAACUGAGCCUCUUCUAUAAGCCAGCCAGCAGCCAACCUGCCAACACUUACUGACACUCACUCAUCUCAGAGGGAGAGGUGAAGAGGGAGACAAAUACCUACCAGGAGGGGGAAAGAAAAAACAACAACAACGCGCGCGCACACACACUCACCCAACCACGCACAUACACACGCACACAAAAAGAACGGAGGAAGUCCACGUUUUGCAAACUAUUCCAUUUUUCUUCGCAUCCUACCCCACCCUCCCCCUCCCGGUAGUUUUUUUUUUUAAAGAAACUAUAGCUUUCCUACAAGCAAAAUCCCAAACGCGGACUUACUGAGAGAAGAAUCCGAGGUUAAAAGAUUCCUCUUUUCUUCUUCUUCUUCUUCUUCACCAUCAGCCAUCAUUCAUUCACUACCUUGACAUUCCAUGGCUUUGAUUGACAGCUGGAGUGGCAAAAAGCCAUGAGACACGACAGUUUGGUUACAUGUGGGUUGCUGACGGGCCGAUCGUAACCUUCAGUGUGGGGCUUGGCGACUUUUAUGUUUAUUUUUUUUUUAGACACCAUCAUAUUUUUUUUUACGUAAAAGAAGAAAAAAGGAAAGACACAGAAAAGGGAAAUAAAGAAGAGCACGCUGGGGAAACAGACAAACUCUACGUGGUUUAUUUUUCCCUACUUUUUAUUGUUAUAACGAUUGUCUUUAUGAAUAUUUACGCGUAUUGGAGAACUCUAUAAGUGGGUCGGAGAAACAAGGGAAAAGGGAUUUUUUUUUCUUCCUUUCCUUCUUCUUCAGUCACUUUGUUGGUGUUGUUACUGGACUGGGAUAUUAAAUAUAGGACACAUCCCGGAGUUUAUUGGAGCGCAGACUGAUGGCGCAAAGGUACGAUGAGCUGCCUCAUUACGGCGGGAUGGACGGAGUAGGGGUACCUGCUUCCAUGUAUGGAGACCCUCACGCCCCCAGGCCGAUCCCCCCAGUACACCAUUUGAACCACGGGCCGCCACUGCAUGCCAGCCAGCAUUAUGGAGCCCAUGCCCCGCACCCCAAUGUCAUGCCGGCCAAUGGAUCGGCUGUCAAUGACGCCUUGAAGCGGGACAAGGAUGCAAUUUAUGGGUAGGCACCCGUUGUUCCUCUGUUAGCUCUGGUCUGAAAGUGCGAGCUCGCCACCUGCACUCCCCGAGAGCCCGGAGUGGCCGGCGGAGACGUCUGCUCCUCCGACUCCUUCAAUGAGGACAUCGCCGUCUUCGCUAAACAGGUUCGGGCAGAAAAACCACUUUUUUCUUCAAAUCCAGAAUUGGAUAAUUUGAUGAUACAAGCGAUACAAGUUUUAAGGUUUCACCUUUUGGAAUUAGAAAAGGUUCAUGAAUUGUGUGAUAAUUUCUGUCAUCGGUACAUUAGCUGUCUUAAAGGCAAAAUGCCCAUAGACCUAGUUAUUGAUGAAAGAGAUGGCAGCUCCAAAUCUGACCAUGAAGAACUCUCAGGAUCAUCCACAAAUUUAGCUGACCAUAAUCCUUCCUCUUGGAGAGAUCAUGAUGAUGCAACGUCAACGCACUCAGCAGGCACACCAGGGCCUUCCAGUGGGGGCCAUGCUUCCCAGAGUGGAGACAACAGCAGUGAGCAAGGGGAUGGUUUAGACAACAGUGUAGCUUCUCCCGGCACAGGUGAUGAUGAUGAUCCAGACAAGGAUAAAAAGCGUCAAAAGAAAAGAGGAAUCUUCCCUAAAGUAGCAACAAAUAUAAUGAGAGCGUGGCUUUUCCAACAUCUCACACAUCCGUAUCCUUCAGAGGAGCAGAAGAAACAGUUAGCCCAAGACACAGGACUUACAAUUCUACAAGUAAACAACUGGUUUAUUAAUGCCAGAAGAAGAAUAGUACAGCCUAUGAUUGACCAGUCAAAUCGAGCAGGUUUUCUUCUUGAUCCUUCAGUGAGCCAAGGAGCAGCAUAUAGUCCAGAAGGUCAACCCAUGGGAAGCUUUGUAUUGGAUGGUCAGCAACAUAUGGGAAUCCGGCCUGCAGGUUUGCAAGGCAUACCAGGGGACUACAUAUCUCAGGGUGGUCCUAUGGGUAUGAGUAUGACACAAUCAAGUUACACUCCUUCCCAGAUGACCCCUCACCCUACUCAAUUAGAACAUGCCCCAAUCCAUUCAUAUUUGCCAAGUCCCCAUCACCCAGCCAUGAUGAUGCAUGGAGGACCCUUUACCCAUCCUGGAAUGACCAUUUCAGCACACCCCACCAUCUUAAAUUCUAUAGAACCCAAUGUCGGUGGACAGCUUAUGGACAUUCAUGCCCAAAUAGUAUAAAGGAACUCAAGGAAAAAUAUUUUAAAAUUUGUGAACUUUGACCAGAUGUUGACACUUCAUACGCAAUUCCAGACAGCUGUGAUUAUUUUUUACUUUUAUCAUUUUUCAUUAACAACAGAGGACCAAUGGAAACAAGAACGGAAAUACGAAAUCAUGGGCACACUGAAAAGAAUUUAUGUCCAUGUAAAGAUCCUCUGGGAAAAAA
Messenger RNA from Thamnophis elegans (Western terrestrial garter snake), 2864 nucleotides. RefSeq names its product Meis homeobox 2 (gene MEIS2). Gene Ontology annotation, molecular function: DNA-binding transcription activator activity, RNA polymerase II-specific; RNA polymerase II cis-regulatory region sequence-specific DNA binding. Gene Ontology annotation, biological process: brain development; eye development; positive regulation of transcription by RNA polymerase II. The record is from RefSeq and is a predicted model, not a curated record. NCBI's taxonomy places the organism in Eukaryota, Metazoa, Chordata, Lepidosauria, Squamata, Natricidae.